Messenger RNA from Alligator mississippiensis (American alligator), 2399 nucleotides. RefSeq names its product arginine vasopressin receptor 1B (gene AVPR1B). The coding region runs from base 228 to 1400 and encodes 390 amino acids. Gene Ontology annotation, biological process: regulation of systemic arterial blood pressure by vasopressin; positive regulation of vasoconstriction; G protein-coupled receptor signaling pathway. Gene Ontology annotation, molecular function: peptide binding; vasopressin receptor activity. Gene Ontology annotation, cellular component: membrane. The record is from RefSeq and is a predicted model, not a curated record. The transcript has 2 exons. Lineage: Eukaryota; Metazoa; Chordata; Crocodylia; Alligatoridae.
CGCAGCUCAUACGGUGCAGGCUGUGGGCAGGGACUGCCCUGUGGGGCAGGUGGCACUGGGGCUUGAAUGCUGCCUUAGAGCAGGGUGGGACCAGAUUGGGCCGGACCAGAUUGGACAGGGGCUGGGGGUGGCAGUGAGUGGAGGAAGGAGGAGGAGAGGCAGGUGUGAAGCAGAGUCAAGGCAGGCAGUGCCACGAGGAGGGGCAUCCCUACCCACUGCCCACAGCGAUGGAGCACAACAGCAGCAGCAGGGUGAGCCCGGGCCCCGAUGGGGCAUCCACAAACCUCAGCCUCCUGCUGCUGCUGCAGACACGGGACGAGGCGCUGGCACAGGCCGAGGUGGGCGUGCUGGGCGCCGUGUUGGCCGCGGCGGCGCUGGGCAAUGCAGCCGUGCUACUGGCGCUGUGCAGCCGCCGUCGGGGCGGGCAGCAGCUGAGCCGGGUGCGCCUCUUCGUGCUGCACCUGGCUCUGAGCGACGUGGCCGUGGCCCUGUUCCAGGUGCUGCCGCAGCUGCUGUGGGAGCUGACCUUUCGCUUCGCGGGGCCCGACGUGCUGUGCCGCGCCGUCAAGUACCUGCAGGCGCUCAGCAUGUUCGCCUCCACCUACGUGCUGCUGGCGCUCACGCUGGACCGCUACGAGGCCGUGUGCCACCCACUGCGGGCGCUGCGCCAGCCCGCCCGACGGCCGCACCUGGCUGCGGCUGCUGCUUGGGCACUCAGCGCCCUGCUCAGCACCCCGCAGCUCUUUGUCUUCUCGCUGAGGGAGGUGCGGCCUGGCUCGGGUGUGCGGGACUGCUGGGCCCAUUUUGCCCCAGCUUGGGGUGCCCGUGCCUACGUGACCUGGACGGCGCUGGCCAUUUUCGUGCUUCCUGCCGCCGCCCUGGCCGCCUGCUACAGCCUCAUCUGCCGUCGGGUGGGCCGCAGCCUGCGGGCAGGGGGUGCGGCACGGGUGAGCAGUGGGCAUCGCCUGUCCCGUGCCAAGGUGCGAACCGUGCACAUGACUCUGGUCAUCGUACUGGCCUACGUGGCCUGCUGGGCACCCUUCUUCAGCGUGCAGCUCUGGGCCGUCUGGGAUCCUGGCGCUCCGGGCGAGGACUCCAGCGACGCGGCGUUCACCAUCACCAUGCUGCUGGCCAGCCUCAGCAGCUGCUGCAACCCCUGGAUUUACAUGUUCUUCAGCGGGCACCUGCUGCACGAUGCCCUGCGCUCCCUCUCCUGCUGCACGCGCCUCCGCCCAGGGCUUAAGAGGCAGGUCUCCAAUGGGAGCCUCUGCAGCCGGAAGACCACCAUCCUCACUCACGGCCACCCCAGCACCACUCCCGGGAUCCCACUGCAGCAGGGGCCCUCGAGAGACUUCUACCAGCCCUACGAGGACGUGGCGACUGAGUCCGGUGUGCUCUAGAGGGGCUGGGCCCCCCCAGGGCAGCCAGCACACUCCUCUCCGUGCUGAGGGGCAGUGGUGGCUGUGUGUGGCAGGAACAUGGGCAACGGGUCUCACGGAUACCAGUCUCGCCCCACUCCUGCUUCCAGGCUGUUCUAACAGCAAAUGCAUGAAGGCAACUGGAUCACCAAAGCCCCUGCCCAUGUAAAGCCCCGUCUCGCUUCACCCUCCCCUGGUACAGCGGGCGGGCACACCCCUCUUCUCUCACCUGGGUACCCAGUGCUCACUUGCUGCUCCCCUGCCCUUAGCUAAUCAUCCCCCACACCCCCAGCUACCAGCUGCUUUAACCAUCGUGACACACAAAGCUCCCACUGCUUGUUGCUUGAGAUCAUUAUUGCACCAGAUAGGGGCCCUACAGGCAAGGGGUGCGGAUGGAUGAGGCAUUUCCCCUCUCACAGGCACCCAGACAGCAAUGCUGCUAUAAAGCCCAAACCAAGGCGAACAUCAAGCCUGUAAUACCCAGCCGCACAGGCACAAACUGAGACCUUCAGGGCCUGCGAGCUCAUUCCCACCUGGGCAUCUGAGUGGCAGGCAGGGUCAAGGGUCUGCCCAGCAGCUAUCGUCAUGUCCAGCCAACCUGGAGUCCCCAGUGGAAGGACCAGGGACCCAAGCACAGCUGGGGGCAGCCUCCAGCACAGGUCCAGAGCGGGGCUCAGUCCUGCCUCGGGAGUCACCUCGAAUGCUCUCCCACCACGCCACGGGAAGGAAAAGGGGGUGCCCCGGGAUCGUAGGACCGCAUCGCCCGCUGCUUUGCCCAGGCCCCAGCGCCCUCCUACGGUGGGAAUUACCUUGCUGCUCCCAGCGCAGUCGGUUCUCUCGGUGUCGCCCUCACAGGGCUGUGGCUGCAUCUCGUGGAGUUCAUUUUUAAUAAGCUGUUGAUUGCAGCUCCUGUGGCACAGCUCUGAUGUUAGCAAAGGCAGCUCAGCUACGCCGGCCCCAAAGCUCAUUAAAAACCAUGGC